Molecule: messenger RNA, 1313 nt
Organism: Bactrocera tryoni
Lineage: Eukaryota; Metazoa; Arthropoda; Insecta; Diptera; Tephritidae
Exons: 2
Coding region: 38-802 (254 amino acids)
Biological process (GO): regulation of transcription by RNA polymerase II
Cellular component (GO): nucleus; transcription regulator complex
Source: RefSeq, a predicted model, not a curated record
UAUUUCUCGUUGUGUACAUUAUUUUGUUUCUAUAACUAUGGAUAGUUCUGAGGAAAAGUUCUCGUGGACGCAACAAUUGACAAUGAAACUCAUACAGGAAGUCGAGCGUCGUCCAUGCAUUUGGAGCCGUGUAGAUGGUGAUUAUUCAAAUAAAACAAUGAAAGCAAUAGCAUUUGAUGAAAUCGGUGAAAUACUAAAUGUGCCAAGCGCCAACGUACGUGAAAAAUUUCGAAAUCUACGCAUAAAUUUCAUGCAAGUGCAUAAAAAGAAAUUGUCUGCCGGUAGCAGAGCAAACUAUGUACCAAAGUGGGAGUUUUACAAUGCAUUACUAUAUAUGGCGGAUAUGUGUGGAGCUUCUUCGAUAUCUUCUGCCUCGUCAACAACAUCAAAAUCAACAAAACGACGAAAAUUGCGCGAUUACAAAACAGAUAUACAAGAUACACCUAUAACUACAGAUCCACUGUCUGACGAUGGCAAUAGCUCACAGACACAAUUUAGCCACGACAAAGAGCCACGUUCAAAGUUUGUCGAAUAUGUAACACCCUUCAAGAGAACAACAGAAAAUUUAAGUGAAACGGAAAUGCCUGCUAAAAGAACCGCAGAAAAAUUUGGCGAAUGUAUAGCAAUGUCGCGAUCAUCGCAUGCAAAAUUUGGCGAAUAUAUAGCAUUUAGUCUUGAAAAUCUCGACGACACGCAAUUAGUUAAGAAAACAAAAGCUAAAAUACAGCUCAUCAUAUCCGAAGCGAUAAGAGAACGUGCCAUGGCCGAAUUGGCGCAGUGCGAGUCUACUGCGGAAUUUUAAAACGUUUUUUAUUGACAUAUCCACACUCCAUGAUACUUAAAACUCGAGUUAAUUUGCCUCUAUUUUUUGGAACACUGGCAGUACAAUGCUUUGAUAUAGUAUAUGAGUCCCUUAUUAUAGUAUUUAAAUAUAAGGCGGCAUUUCGAAAAAACUAUACUGAGUUUUGGGCCACUAGGACAUUCCAAGAAACGAUAUAGCAGAUGAGAUUGCCAAGAAUGAUAUCUGCCUGAUCAUCGAACCAAUAUAAUAAAUUUGAAAGUCGCUGACAGACAGAUCAGGGUGAUAUCGAAUGCCUUAAGGUCAUUCAAGAUCAUCAUCUUACAAAAUUUCAUUCGGAAUGUCAUUUCAUAAUAUGAAGUAGAUCGGUUUAAAAAAGACGAUAAAAUUAAAAAUUUUUCAUGUUAAAAUAACGAUACUUGAAUUUAAGCUAUUAGAUUAUUUUAAGGUUCUUUAAGAUCUAUAACUAAGUAUUUUAUAAAAACAAAUGACUAUUAUGUAUGUAAGUACAUCU